UAAAUGAUACGGAACCAGGGACAGGGAAGUGCUGGGUAGAGCAAGGCCUGUCCCUGGCUAGGGCUUCACCCUCCGGCUUGUGCCCACGAACCUAGGUGAGGACAGGCACUCCUGCCUUUGUGCCCAAAUGCUGCAUUUUCCAAAACCACCCUGGCCCACCACGCCCCGAUCCUGGGCCUAUAAAAGCUGAGACCCUAGCAGGCAGAUACACAAGCGUCUGGACGUCCAGAGGAGGGGAUCAGCGGAAGAAGACACAAGCAGCUGGACAUCCACAGGAUGUCAAGGGGAGCAUGCCAGCGGAAGAGCAGAUGACAGACACUGGCAGGACAGCAGGCCAUUGACUGGAGGAACGAUGUGGAGUUUGGCGAGAUCAGGAAGAGGAGAGCACGGGCCGCUAAGCAGAGGGACCCCUGGUCCAUUUCCCGUCUGGCUCCCCCAUCUGCUGAGAACUACUUCUGUGUCCGGAAUUGGUGGGUUCUUGGUCUCACUGACUUCAAGAAUGAAGCCGCGGACCCUCACGGUAUUGAAGACAGGAUUUAUCUUCUCUACUUCUUCUUUUAGAAACAGAUCAAGAAACUGGCGAUUGAAGAGUAACUGAAAGAAACGCAAUCUGAUCUUACUAGCAGUGAAAGAGCGAGAAUGUUUUCAACUGCCCUUGUGCGACUAAACAUUUUCCAUCUGUGAUUUGCUCAGUUUGUUUUUCAUGUUGUUACUAGAUUUUCUGUUUUAUUUAUUGUUUCUGAAUCAGUGAACCAAGGUUACCCACUUUCCAAGGGUUCUGGACCCACACUGUACUCACUGUCUGAGAGCAGUCUGGAAUGCCUCAUGGAUGAAAAGAUGUUCCUGUUUUCAUGAAGAAAUUGGAAUUCAAGUUUGGAUCUCUGUACUGAAUAGAAAUGCAACAAGACCAAAACAUCCUGGAAUUUCCAGAACAACAUUAUUACAGAAGGUUUCUGGGCACCUAAAAUUGACAUAAUAACCGGAACACAGAGUCGAAAUGAAGCAGGAGGUGAAUUUUGAGACUAUUCUUGGACUGCAAUUUAAGCUUGAGACAAAGGAAACUGAUUGUGUUAUCUCUUUGUAACCCAAACACCUGUAAAUCUACUUCGCCAAGCUUUGACAGUAUUUGAACACUUAUUGAUCCUAAAAUGGUACAAAAACCUUUACUUGUUUUUCAGUCAAGAAAGAAACCACUGACUGAGCACUCUGAAGGAGAGUUAAAGAUUUUAAGAGAAUGAAGAAAGUUUCAAACGUUCACUGAGGAGAAUGGGGAAAAGAGUUGACUAAGAAAAUAGAAAAGGAUACCAAGAAAUCAUUGAAGAAGAGAUUAAAGUUAGAGGAGAUUAUUUUGUAUUUGUAUAAAUGUGCAUGUUUCCUCAAUUUUUCUCCAGCACAUACAUUACUCUGGGCAUGAGCACAGAAAGCAAGACAAUUGCCAGGAGUAUGUAAUGAAAAAUGAGUUGAAACACUGAAAAAGAUAAAGUAUGUCAGUGGAAUAUGAACAGAUUAGGGAAUAAAAUAAAGAAGAGGCGUGGGCUGUGGAAAUAAAAGGAAUCACAAAACUGGAGGCUCAAUGAAGUUAAAGAACACGUGGACUAGGAAAACCAAGAUGGUUGAAAAGACAGCAAAUUGUGAACACACAAAAUUCUGAGCUUAAAUUGUCAGCAGCAGUAAAGCAAUAUCAAGUAAUGAGAAUUCCAGCUGUGAGGCUGUAUGAGUGAUUUGCUGGAGAGGCACAGAAUUAUAGGUCAAUGGAGAUAAAGUCAUCCAUAAACUACAAACAAGGGAGGUGAAGGAGCCAUCCAGGGACAUUUAGAAAUGUGGUUUAGUCAAAUGGCAUGAAACUUUCAGAAAUAAAGGUGUGAAUAUAUUAUGUUAAAUGUCACAAAAACACCAGUGUUAUGGUAUGAAACAACUUCACAAUUUCUAAAGGCUUAUUUUUCAUGCUUUAUACUUGAUGACUUGAUAUUAGCUUGUGGUUAAUAAUUUGUAACAAAUACAACAUGAAUAAAGAUGCAACAUAAACUAGGUAAGUUCUAUAAACUGAAUAGAACGUGGAAAAUUAGUACACACAGUGCUAUGGGGUGAUGACAAACUGAAAGCAAGUGUUAUUGCUUUUGUUUUGUAUUGUUUUGUUUUGUGAUGGGGUCUCUCUCUGUUGCCCAGGCUGGAGUGCAGUGGCACGAUCUCAGCUCACUGCAAGCUGCGCCUCCCGGGUUCACGCCAUUCUCCUGCCCCAGAAGCUGGACGCUGCAGCUGGAACUAGCGUGCCAAGUUAUUUAUGAUUCCAUCUGAUAUACAUAGGAGAGAAACUGAUAGAAUAAUUCUGAUGGCAACUGUAUGAUAGAAGCUAUAUAAAGUCAAGUGUCCAUUUUCUUUCAACUAUAUUUGAGCAUACCCAGGAUAUAAGACGUGGAACUGAACAUUUAUUUGGCCGAUCCUCAUCAUGAACCGUGCUUUUAGCAGGAAGAAAGACAAAACAUGGAUGCAUACACCUGAAGCUUUAUCAAAACAUUUCAUUCCCUAUAAUGCAAAGUUUCUUGGCAGUACAGAAGUGGAACAGCCAAAAGGAACAGAAGUUGUGAGAGAUGCUGUAAGGAAACUAAAGUUUGCAAGACAUAUCAAGAAAUCUGAAGGCCAGAAAAUUCCUAAAGUGGAGUUGCAAAUAUCAAUUUAUGGAGUAAAAAUUCUAGAACCCAAAACAAAGGAAGUUCAACACAAUUGCCAGCUUCAUAGAAUAUCUUUUUGUGCAGAUGAUAAAACUGACAAGAGGAUAUUCACUUUCAUAUGCAAAGAUUCUGAGUCAAAUAAACAUUUGUGCUAUGUAUUUGACAGCGAAAAGUGUGCUGAAGAGAUCACUUUAACAAUUGGCCAAGCAUUUGACCUGGCAUACAGGAAAUUUCUAGAAUCAGGAGGAAAAGAUGUGGAAACAAGAAAACAGAUCGCAGGGUUACAAAAAAGAAGCAGCAGAAGCAGCAGAUGCUGGAUCCAAGACUUAGAAACAGAAAAUAUGGAACUUAAAAAUAAAGUACAAGAUUUGGAAAACCAACUGAGAAUAACUCAAGUAUCAACACCUCCACUGCUGCACAAUAUGUCUGAUCAUGAACAACAUGUGUUUCAGAGAUGCUCAUCCUCUUUCUGGCGUAGUAGUGGUGAUUCAUCUCCCUGUCUCAAUAUUUCUUCCAUCUCUGUCACUCCUGUCAACUCGCCUGAUUCCAGACUAUCACUGGGACUGUUAAUACCACCACCUUCUAAAUGUGGCUUUCCCAAGCCAGUCAGUGAGAGCAGCAUCCCAAGACCUCAUGCAGGCAGUAUGACACCUAAGUCGCCCUCCACUGACAUCUUUGAUAUGAUUCCAUUUUCUCCAAUAUCCCACCAGUCUUCGAUGCCUACUCGCAAUGGCACACAGCCACCUCCAGUACCUAGUAGAUCUACUGAGAUUAAACGGGACUUGUUUGGAGCAGAACCUUUUGACCCAUUUAACUGUGGAGCAGCAGAUUUCCCUCCAGAUAUUCAAUCAAAAUUAGAUGAGAUGCAGCGCCAGAGAUGGAGGGGUUCAAAAUGGGACUAACUCUUGAAGGCACAGUAUUUUGUUUCGACCCAUUAGACAGUAGGUGCUGACAUCAAGAACAAGAAAUCCUGAUUCAUGUUAAAUGUGUUUAUAUACACAUGUCAUUUAUUAUUACUUUAAGAUAGGUAUUAUUCAUGUGCCAGUAUGUUUUUGAAUAUUUUAAUAUUUUGAAAAUUUUUUCAGUUUAAUUUCCUCACCUUCACCAUUGAUCUGUAAUUUUUAUUUUAAAAACAACUUACUGUAAAGUAGAUCAUACUAUGUUCCUUUCUGUUUCCACUGUAGAUGAAUUUGUAAUUGAAAGACAUAUUAUACAAAUACCUGCCUUGUGUCUGAGUUCUAUUUAGUUAGCAUCUUGAAACUUGUAUUCAUUUUCCAGAUGGCUAGUUUAUUCGUGAUUUCCCAAAAGCCAUAUCUUAAAGAUAACUUUUUAAAUUCUGAAGAGAUAUGCCAAUGUCAAACUAAACAUGUUCUGUUUUCAAACCAACAAACGUUACUAUUCAUUAGACAGAUAUCAUUUUAUGUAUAAAUACUGUUCACAUCACUGGGAAAAUGUAAACUUUAAACAUAAUGCCACAAGGUCACUAAUUUCUAGCAGGUAAAAUUAUAAGGAUAUAAAUUCCAAUAAUAAACCAAAUGUAUUUAGAGUAUUAGUAAGUGCAAGGUGAUGUUAGUUAUAAUCAGUUAUACUCUAAAUAUUUAAUUUGUUUUAUAAAGAUAGUGAAAAAAUGAAAAUUUGCUAUUUAUUAAAAAAACUUUAAAUUUCAUCCCAAAUGAGAUAAUUUAUAUUACUAUAACAUCUAAGCAUCAUCUGAUUUGAUAUUCCCUAAAAAACAUUUGGAAUGUAUGCUAUCUAUAGAUUCAGUGUCUAUUACCCAGAUUUACUUUACCAAAUAUAUUUCUCCUCACUACAUAAGGACUACUCUUCUCAUAUUUUCUUCUUUGAUGAAGAUAUUUUUCACCAAAGUUUAUUUUGUGAUGCCCCCUUGGUUUUGAUACUUUAAAAUCUGUGGCACCCGUUCUAUAUGAAUUAUCAAUAUUAUUUGGUAAAUUCAAUCUGUAUUUGUUUUGUUAAAGUCAAAAAUCUCAUUUUUCAAAUAAAAAAACCUAGUUACUGCUCAGUUUAGUCUUGAACAUGAGCAAUAAAAUUCUCUUGCAUUUCACUCUUGAUGUGCUGAUGAACCUAGACUUUUAAAAAUAUUUGUUUCCUGUACCUUUACCCAUUAUGUAACAGACUAAUUUGUACUCAGUAAAAAAAAAUUUAUGGUCAACAUUUCUAACUUGGUUCAUCACAUUAUAAGAUAAAUAAAUUAAAUUAAUGAAAAUGUGACUUAGAUUAGGGGUGGCCCUCAAAAAUAGAUUCAUCGUUUACUUAUGGGAGUUUUCUUCAAGUGUUAAAGAUACAUUUUCACUAGGAAAAGAAAUCAAAUAUGCUUAUGCAAUAUAUAUUUGUGUGUUUUUCCCUGAUGCUAUAUGGUAUAUAUGAGCCUUCUUGUUUAGUUUCUUCUAUCUGCUAAGUUGUACCUUAAUUAGAGGGCAAUAUAUGUUUCAUAAAGAAGAGUCUUUAUAAUUUUGUUUGUCAGAUAGUAUUUUGGAAUUUGUAUAAUGAGGAUGUUUAGAAGCCAUGUAAGUGGCUUUUUUUAACAGAUAGAAUUUGUAUUUUUAUUGUACUUUAAAAAGAUUUAUGUAAUAAGUAUAUAUUUAGUGGCCAUUUAUUAUCAAUGGUAACACAAUAGAGUACUAAGAUGGUAUUUGCACAUUUAAGAUAUGUUACUUUACCAAUUUUUAAUGGUAAUCAACUCUGCUACUGGCAUGAUGAAAUAGUACAUAACUGGUCAUUAAUUAUGAACAUUUAUUUCUCCAGUGCGUUUUUAUGAAGAUCUGGUUGAAAAUUGUAUUUCUAUGUAAACUCAAUGAUAUGUUUGGUUUUCCUGAAAAUAAAUGAUUUUAAAUAAA
Symphalangus syndactylus (siamang) is the source of this 5524-nucleotide messenger RNA. It is a transcript of the gene GULP1, whose product is annotated as GULP PTB domain containing engulfment adaptor 1. NCBI's taxonomy places the organism in Eukaryota, Metazoa, Chordata, Mammalia, Primates, Hylobatidae. The record is from RefSeq and is a predicted model, not a curated record.